GUUCUGCAUCACUCUUUCUUCCCUCAUGCUCUUGACCCAGAGGGUCACAUCCCUCUCUCUGGACAUUUGUGAGGGGAAGGUGGAGGCAGCAUCACGAGACAUCAGGAGCAGGAGCUCUUUGUCUGAGCAUCUGUGUAGGGCACUGCCCUAUUUCAGCUACUUGCUCUUUUUUCCUGGUCUCCUAGGAGGCCCUCUGUGUUCUUUCCAGAGAUUUCAGGCUCGUGUUCAAGGGUUCAGCUCUGUGUGUCCCAGGUACUCCUUCUGGACUUUCACCUGGAAGGGUCUGCAGAUUCUGGGACUGGAGUGCCUAAUGGUGGUCAUGAGGCGGGUGGUGAGUGCAGGAGCAGGUCUGGCUGACUGCCGUCAACUCCAGUGCAUCUAUGUCAUGUGGUCCACUGCCGGGCUCUUCAAACUCACCUACUACUCCCACUGGCUCCUGGAUGACUCCCUCCUCUGUGCUGCGGGCUUUGGAUCUGAGUUUGGCGAGAGCCCUGGCGAGGAGGGAUACCUCCCUGAUGCGGACAUUUGGAUGCUAGAAACAACCCACAGGAUAUCCCUGUUCACAAGAAAAUGGAACCAAAGCACAGCUCGGUGGCUCAGACGCCUCAUAUUCGAACAGGGCAGGGCCUGGCCGUUGUUGCAGACAUUCGCCUUCUCCGCCUGGUGGCACGGACUCCACCCAGGACAGGUGUUUGGUUUUUGCUGGGCUCUGAUGGUGAAAGCUGACUACCUGAUUCACACCUUUGCCAAUUUGUUUAUCAGAUCCUGGCCCAUGCGGCUACUCUACAGAACCCUCACCUGGGCCCACACCCAGCUCAUCAUUGCCUAUAUAACGCGCGUGGAGGGCAGGAGCCUCUCCUCUCUCUGGCUGCUGUGUAAUUCUUACAACAGUGUCUUUCCCAUGGUCUACUGUAUUUUGCUUUUUCUAUUAGCAAAGAGAAAGCAUAAAGUUAACUGACAUUUUUCCCCAGCCUUCAUUUUAGACAUCCAUG
Molecule: messenger RNA, 992 nt
Organism: Myotis lucifugus (little brown bat)
Lineage: Eukaryota; Metazoa; Chordata; Mammalia; Chiroptera; Vespertilionidae
Product: ghrelin O-acyltransferase-like
Biological process (GO): lipid modification; peptidyl-serine octanoylation
Cellular component (GO): endoplasmic reticulum membrane
Molecular function (GO): serine O-acyltransferase activity
Source: RefSeq, a predicted model, not a curated record